Molecule: messenger RNA, 1569 nt
Organism: Salpingoeca rosetta
Lineage: Eukaryota; Choanoflagellata; Craspedida; Salpingoecidae
Exons: 8
Coding region: 211-1329 (372 amino acids)
Cellular component (GO): cytoplasm; nucleus
Molecular function (GO): mRNA binding
Source: RefSeq, a predicted model, not a curated record
GUGGGAAGAAACCAAGAGGGCAACAAGGUGCAGCAGCGUGGGGACUGUCUGGGUGGUUGUGCGAUUGGACGGUGCGCGAGUGUGUGUGUGACGUGAAGAGCGUGGCUGGUGGCUGGUGCAGAGGAAGCAACAAGGAGAAGCAAGCAAGCAAGAAAGGAAGAGCCAAGUGCAGUUGUGAGCGGCAAGCAAGCAAGCGACAAGGAGCGAAAAAUGGACUACACAGGCCGAUCCCAGGGUGGUGGCUACUAUGGCCGUCCCCAGUACCAAGGUCCCCCUGGCCAUCACCCGCACGCGCACCCUCAUGCGCGCCAUCAGGUGCCCCACGGCGGCUACCCCAUGCCACAUGGCGGUCCUCGUCCCGUGCGCCAGAACCAGCCGGGCACGAGCGUGUACGUUGGCAACCUGUCCUGGUCCACGACCUGGCCUCGCCUGAAGGAGUUCAUGAGCGAGAUUGGCCACGUGGCCUUUGCCGAUGUCCUGCGUGACAUGAACGGCCGCUCCAAGGGCUGCGGCAUUGUCGUCUUUGGUGACGUCGAGACUGCCAACCGCGCCAUUGCCGAGAUGUCUGGCCGCGAGCUUGAUGGCCGCCAGAUCAUGGUCCGCGAGGACCGUGAGGCCCACCGCUUUCCCCGCCGGUCUGCCCGCCCGCCUGCGCCCAUGCACCGCCCGUCCACCAACUACACCGCCACCUUUUCUGGAGAGAUGGGUUCGACGGUGUACGUUGGCGGCCUGCCGUACUCCAUGACGUGGCAGCACCUCAAGGACCUGAUGCGCAAGGCCGGUCCUGUUGAGCACGUUGAGGUCAUGUACGACGGCAACGGCAUGUCCAAGGGUUGCGGUCUCGUCCGCUUCGCCACCGCCGAGGACGCCCAGAACGCCAUCCGCAUGUUCAACGAGCAGCCCCUUGACGGCCGCAACCUGCUUGUCCGCGUCGAUGCCGAGGCCGACAAGUACCGCAGGGGCGUGAGCGUGCACGUUGGCAACCUCCCGUGGGAGGUGACGUGGAGGGAGCUCAAGGACCUGAUGCGCCCUGCCGGCGAGGUGAUCCACGCCGAGGUGAUGCACGACAACAACGGCCUGUCCCGCGGCUGGGGCAUUGUGCGCUUUGUGUCUGCGGACGGCGCCAACGCGGCGAUUGAGCAGUUCAACGAGUUUGAGUGGCUGGGCCGCAGCAUCACGGUGCGCCUGGACCGCCGCGAGGCCGAGCGCAAGAAGAAGGAGGCGACGGCUGGCGACGCUGGCGAGGGCGAGGACGCCGGCGACGAUGCUGGUGACGACGCGACCAACGCCGAUGACGACGACGAGGCCGAUGCCGAGGAGGCCGAGUAACCAUCUUCACCCACCUGCCGUAGCAGCCAUCAUGCACCAAGCCUGCGGUUGUGCAUGUGCGUUGAAUUUGUUGUUGUUGUUGUUGUCUGGCGUGUUUGUUGGGGAAGGAAUAGACGCACCCCCGAAAGCAGUUGCUUGCUUGCGCUUGUGUGCCUCCUUCCCCUUGUCCUCAUUGUGGAGUUGUUGUUCUCUCUCUCUCUCUCUCUCUCUCUCUCUCUCUCUCUUCUGCUCUUCCAUCUU